GUCGUCGUCGUCAAACGAAACAGAUCCCCAGCCUCUCUUUAUACGCCGUCUUCAUGUUGGUUGGUUUGCCUGCUGCUUUGUUAGUAACCCAACAUUCACCAGUCUAAAUUGUAGUAUCCAACAUCCAAUAGGCAAGGCUGGAUCCUUCCAUCUCCUUGUUGAUCGCUCACAUACCGCUGGUCCUCUGACAACCUGGGAACUCUAGCUAAUUAGUGCUAAUUAGUGCUAAUUAGUGUGGGCGUCUCACCACCAACAUCGAUUGUAUGUACUGCGAUGCACUGUAACUUAUGUCAAAGUUUGACUCUCGACAACUAACAUCAACAAAAAAAAAGAGGCCUUGUUAUAAGAUCUCUUACUUCUCAAGGCUCUCCUCAGUAUCAAAACCUCAAAAUAUACUUCAAUACCGCCGAUAACCAUCAGACGAAACAAUCUUAAUCGUCCCAGCCAUUCACCGUCACAAACGCCGACGUGGGAUAAGCGUAUAAGCGAGACGGUGUAGCGUUACUCGAAACCAUCCUCGAACGCAGCCUUGAGACACAACCUACGCCUUCGCCUUCCCCUAAACAACCCGGUAUUCUAUUUGCGAUUCGAUCAAAAAUACACGUUGUCGGCGAUCAACUCUUGCUCUACCCCGCCACGAUAGGGGGGAUAGAUACCACUACCACAACACGAUACCCUCACUUCAUCGCAAAGACCCCUGGACUACGCCCAAAGAUCUAAACUAUCCACGAUGCCGAGCCCGACUGGCGCACCAAUCGGUGGCUACGCGCCAGGCCAAUUUAUGAAUCCAGGUCCAGCUCCUCGACCUCCCACAGACAGACCUCGUCUCAACCUCACUCCUGCGACUGUCAACCUCCCCGGCAACAUGUCUUCCCUGAGCAUCGCAUCCCCAAUCACGAGAACAGCCACAUCGACCUACUCGGGGUCAACAGUGUCGCUACCACUGGCCCGACAGAAUACCAAUCCCUCCCAGGACGGACAAAGUGGACAGGGUGGAGUUUCUGUGAUCAAGGAGGGCUGGGCCACCGUCAAGGAUGGAAAGUUCAUAAACCCCUGGCGACAAAAGUACCUAGUCCUACGAAAAGAGGCGUUGGACUUUCACAAACAAGACGGUGGGAAGGUGUCAUACUCGAUAGUUCUGAAGGAUGUUGUGGGUGUCUCGCGCGUGGAAGCUACGGGGAUAAUAUUCGAAGUCAAGAGAUAUUCAGAUGGAGCCUCGACUAAUCCUGGAGACGACAACGACGGUGUAAGGACAUUGCAGAUAAAGGUGAAGAGCGACGACGAUUUAUACCAGUGGAUUGAUUUCAUAUAUGCUCGCUGCCCAGGAAUGGGUGGAGUGAGCAAUCCUACUAAUUUCUCCCAUGCGGUGCACGUUGGAUUCGACAACACCACCGGAAAGUUUGUCGGCCUUCCCCCCGAGUGGUCCAAGCUUCUCAACUCUUCUGCGAUCACAAAGGAGGACUACGAGAGAGAUCCGCAGGCCGUGUUCGAGGUCCUUGAAUUUUACUCUGACAUCACUAAGCGCAACGAAAACCCAGAGAAAUAUCCCAGCUUGACACCAACGCCGCCAGCUCUCGCAAACCAGCAGCAUAAACAGUUGGGGUACUCCAGCUCUGGGUCAUCGGUUGCGCCUCCACGACAGAGCCCAAGCAGUAGCCAGCGCAGUGGCAGCAAUGGCAGCCCAUCGAAUAUGGCGCCAGUUUCCGGAAGCCAGCAACAGCAGCUUGAGCAGAUGCGACAGAUGGCGUCUCACUUCAAGCCACAGGCAUCCAGCCGCGAAGAUCUGCGCCAAAAUGAGAUACAGCACCAGCGCGAUCGUGAGCGUCGUGAGGACGAAGAGCGCGAACGGAGAGAAGUGGCCGAGUACAAUGCCUCGCUACCAAAGACGAGAACGCCAAUGGCCCAGCAAGAAAUCGGUGGAGGCGGCUAUAGCAGCCCAGGCGGCACCGAGAAAUACAACCCAACGCGUGCAGCUCCACCUGCUCCUGGUGUUUCGCGAGCUCCCCAGGCAAACGGCUCCUUUCGGACAAACCAGAGACAAGCACCUCCCGCGCCAACAUCAGCAAGUGGUCCUCGUCCGGGCAUAGGCGGCCAGCAACAAAGCUCAUCAUCUAUACCACGAGAUGUCCAGCAGAGCAGAGAGAGAGAUCAGAACGGCCGCGCCUCACCUAGAUCCGAGGCAAGCUCGCAGAGGAGCGAGAGCCCGAGAUACCAGAACGGCGGACAACCACAGUCACAAACUCUCCGCACACAGCCCAAUGGCCAGGCCCAGCAGCAGACAAGCCGCAUGCAGCAGCCUGCUGUAUCGCAACCGAAGCCCCUCAACGUCCAGAAGACCGCACCAAGCGCGCAGGUCCCUGCUCAGAGUGAUGGUGUCAAGGCCGCGGAAGCUGCGCUCACUUCCAAGCCUCUAACGCCCCGCAAGAACGACGUGCGGAUGUCGACCAUGUCAGAGGCCGAUGUUAUGAUCAAGCUAAAGGAAGUCGUCUCCAAAGAUGACCCAGGACUCUCGUACGCGAAGCAGAAGAAGAUUGGACAGGGUGCCUCUGGAUCCGUCUACGUUGCCAAGGUCAAGGAGAAUGCUGUUUCGCCAAUUGCACGCCAGGUGCUGCGCGACCAGGGACCCAAGGCGCAAGUCGCGAUCAAGCAGAUGGAUCUGGCACACCAACCAAGGAAGGAGCUUAUCGUCAAUGAGAUUAUGGUAAUGAAGGACAGCAGGCACAGAAACAUUGUUAACUUCCUCGAUGCAUUUUUGCGAAACAAUUUCACGGAGCUAUGGGUCGUCAUGGAGUUCAUGGAGGGUGGUGCCUUGACGGAUGUCAUUGACAACAACCCUGUCAUCACCGAAGACCAGAUUUCAACUAUUUGUUUAGAGACUUGCCGUGGUUUGGAGCAUUUACAUCAACAGAGUAUCAUCCAUCGUGACAUCAAAAGUGACAACGUCCUCUUGGAUGCGCGAGGAAACGUCAAGAUCACCGAUUUCGGUUUCUGCGCGAAGCUCACGGAGACCAAGUCGAAGCGCGCUACCAUGGUUGGAACUCCGUACUGGAUGGCGCCUGAAGUUGUGAAGCAAAAGGAAUACGGCCCCAAGGUCGACAUCUGGUCGCUAGGUAUCAUGGCCAUCGAAAUGAUUGAGUCUGAGCCGCCGUACCUCAACGAAGAGCCGCUGAAGGCGUUGUACCUCAUCGCUACCAACGGAACGCCUCGCCUCAAGAAGCCGGAGAAGUUAAGCAAAGAACUCAAGGCCUUCUUGUCCGUCUGUCUCUGCGUCGACAUCCGCAGCAGAGCCAGCGCAGAUGAGCUCCUCAAGCACGAUUUCCUGAAGCAUGGCUGCGGACUAAGCAGUCUUGCUGAGCUCCUUGCCUUCAAGAAGCAUGCGAAAUAGACGACGACCGGGAUAAUGAGCAUCGAGGCAAGAGUAUCAAUAUGAAAGAAUGUAUGGUACCCUUUUUGGAGGGGGGUUUAACAACAAGCUAUUACAAUAUCUCAAGGCGGGUCCGCACAUAUCAUCUAGUUGGUUUCGAACAUACACACUUUUUCCCACUGGUGCUUGGGGACAUUGGCUUUGUACGCCUAGCUUGCAAUCACUACUCUGCGACGCCGUUGGGGCGGGAUAUGGAGAGGGCCACCAUGGAUAGAGUUUUAAAUUUCUGUCAACGCGACGCUUAUUGGACGCUUUGCCUGAGCGGUGGCGGGUUAUUGAAAAGGCAGCUAUCAAUUUGAGCGAGCGUGUGCGCGGAGAUUUUUAUUUGGUGGGAUGAAUGAUGGGUGAUGAUGAUGGAUUGACAGGCCGGGUUGUGGGCUGUUGGGUAGAGUGGUGCCUGGGAACGAUUUUCUCGGUGAAUGGCACAUAAAUAGUUUUUAUGUUAGGCUAUUAGGGGGUACAGGAGCAUGAUUCGGGACGGGCCGAUAUGCCUUGGAACUCAAAAUGGGAAGUUAAAGAGGAUAAAACGUUUGUGAUAUGUUUGGUGCCCAUGUGAUAUGUCUAUUUUCGAA
Pseudogymnoascus destructans is the source of this 3996-nucleotide messenger RNA. It is a transcript of the gene CLA4, whose product is annotated as Protein kinase. NCBI's taxonomy places the organism in Eukaryota, Fungi, Ascomycota, Leotiomycetes, Thelebolales, Thelebolaceae. Bases 731 to 3385 code for a protein of 884 amino acids. Gene Ontology annotation, cellular component: cytoplasm. The transcript is spliced from 4 exons. The record is from RefSeq and is a predicted model, not a curated record. Gene Ontology annotation, molecular function: protein serine/threonine kinase activity; ATP binding. Gene Ontology annotation, biological process: protein phosphorylation; intracellular signal transduction; regulation of MAPK cascade.